This is a messenger RNA of Caenorhabditis bovis, 222 nucleotides long. Lineage: Eukaryota; Metazoa; Nematoda; Chromadorea; Rhabditida; Rhabditidae. The record is from the annotation of a GenBank genome assembly.
AUGAUCAAAGGGGAGACGACGACACGUCUGCCCGAUGGGCGAUUCGAGCAGAAGGUGCAGGUCGAUCGGCGGAAGCUUGAGAUUAUGAUAACGGAUCAACCUGCCGGACACAAUUUGCCCGAAGCUGAGGAGUUCUUCAGCAAUGUCAUGUCUCAAACUCAUGCGCAAGUCUUUUGGCCGGCACAACUAAAAAUUGGCGCCAAAACCAAAAAAGACCCGUGA